UCCGUGAACUGUCUCUAAUCUACAGUUGUAGCAGUUCAUAAUUUAUUUCCCCUCCAGCUGUCAGGGAGCAGAUACACCGAGGAGGUACUCUUACACACAGGAAGGUUAGAUUGAGCAGAACAGACAAUGUCAGAGAGUGGCCGACCCAUCAGGACACUUCCUAAACCUCCUGUGGUGAUCUUAGUAUGUAUACAGCUAUUUAUGACCGGCAUGGCCUUUGCUCAGCUAGUAAUAGGAGCAAUGUACCAAUUCGACUGCCCCAGGCAGCGCUACAUCCCCGUCUACCUGUUAGUAAUGGGAGUUAUAACCCUGCUGCUGGUGGCCCUCAACCUCCUGCCCUGCACUGCCGCCGGCUUCGGGAAUAACAGCGAGCUCUGGAGCGCCCUUGUCUCUCUCUUCUUCGUCUGCUGGUUCAUCGCUGGUAAUGUGUGGAUUUACUCCAUCUAUGAGCAUGAUUACAACAAGAUGACGGAGGAUGUUGGUGGAUACUGCAACAAGACUCUCUACCUGUUCGCCUUCUGGACCAUUAAUGUGCAUUACAUCCUGUUGGGUCUCCUCAUUCUCUCUACCUGUUACUCAUACUUUCUGUAUGGUGGGAAUUUUAAAAAAACGACAACUGAACAAACAUUUAGAGUGGUUGGAUUUAAUGACCAAACAUAAUAAUAUUCAUCUUUUUUUCAUCUCGGGUCUGAUGGAUAUUUUGUAUAAAAAGAACGAUCCAAGAAACAACAUCUAAUGGUUUGUGGUUAUGCAUUUUGGUCACAGAAAUAGUUACUCCUUUUGAAACAGUAUUUUAUUUAACAAAUAAAUGAAUAAAGAAUUUUUUCUUUAUGUAUAAAGUUACAAAGUAUCUGAAAAAAAAAAUACUUACAAUUAAGGAAAUAUUUUAUGUUUAAGUUGAAUAUUUUCAAAAAAUUAAUAAAACAUGCCAAACUUCCCAUUGUA
Messenger RNA from Dicentrarchus labrax (European seabass), 945 nucleotides. Its product is annotated as transmembrane protein 272-like. The record is from RefSeq and is a predicted model, not a curated record. The coding region runs from base 127 to 660 and encodes 177 amino acids. The transcript is spliced from 5 exons. NCBI's taxonomy places the organism in Eukaryota, Metazoa, Chordata, Actinopteri, Moronidae.